AUGACCAGCCCUGUUGAUUCGCACAUGCUUCGCGUGUUCUUCUAUAACUAUUCCACGGGUGUAAGGAACCUUAGCCUAAACGACUCUGACAUUCAUGCUCCGCCGCUGGUCGCCCUUAUACCCCUGUGGCAGAAGGUCAGCAUUGGCGUGGUACUUACUAUAAUGAUCGGUUCAACAUUAUUGGGUAACGUGCUAGUUAUUCUAGCUGUGGUGCUGGAAAAAAAACUGCGGACGUUCAAUAACUAUUUCUUCGCUUCCCUUGGAAUGGCUGAUCUGAUCAUAGCGACCAUUGUCAUGCCGUUGGCAAUGUUGGUGCAGCUGAACGGUGGCGUGUGGUAUUACGGCAAACGGACGUGUGACCUGUUUAUAUUUCUUGAUGUCAGCUGUUGUACAGCUUCUAUACUGAAUCUAUGUGCAAUAAGUCUGAAUCGCUACUGGUCUAUAACCUCACCAUUGAAAUAUGCCGCCAAACAGACUUGCCGGCGUGCUGCGGUUAUGAUCACCGUUGUGUGGGCAGCGUCGUUUCUCAUCGCAUGCCCUCCGCUGUUUGGUUGGCCGCAGCGAUCACCGGCGCCUCACAGCUGCGAACACAAUCAAAACUACAUUUACAUCUUCUACUCGUCCAUGGGCUCGUUUUAUAUUCCCGUGAUGGUGCUGACCAUCGUUUACUGCCGAAUUUACCGCGUCUCGAAGCGUGGCGCCAAGUUUCGGCGCGAGACUACUGUUCUCCCUUAUAUACACGGUUCGUCGAGUGCCAAUUCUAUGGGGAAGACAAUCAAACUCCGACAUAUCAACUCGAAAUUGUCCAUGACAGACUAUGAGACUUCGUACAAAAAUGUGCUUCUAUCUAAAAAUAGGAAAGAAACAACAGACGGUAACCAAGGAUUUAAAACGUGUAAAAGGAUUGUGCGUAACAAAAAGGAUCCGAUUAAAAACGCUGAACGCAAAACUGCUAAAACACUGGGUAAGAUAAAACAUGUUUCAUUUUCAUAA
Molecule: messenger RNA, 993 nt
Organism: Saccoglossus kowalevskii
Lineage: Eukaryota; Metazoa; Hemichordata; Enteropneusta; Harrimaniidae
Product: octopamine receptor-like
Source: RefSeq, a predicted model, not a curated record